Cladophialophora bantiana CBS 173.52 is the source of this 1764-nucleotide messenger RNA. RefSeq lists its product as uncharacterized. The transcript has a single exon. NCBI's taxonomy places the organism in Eukaryota, Fungi, Ascomycota, Eurotiomycetes, Chaetothyriales, Herpotrichiellaceae. Gene Ontology annotation, biological process: membrane protein proteolysis. Gene Ontology annotation, cellular component: membrane; cytoplasmic side of endoplasmic reticulum membrane; lumenal side of endoplasmic reticulum membrane. Gene Ontology annotation, molecular function: aspartic endopeptidase activity, intramembrane cleaving. Bases 1 to 1764 code for a protein of 587 amino acids. The record is from RefSeq and is a predicted model, not a curated record.
AUGGCUUCAGAGCCCGGUCCGGUCGUGGAUUUUCUAGGCAUAGUCGCCUAUCAUUAUGAAAGCAUGCGACCUCUUUUGCCAACUUACCUGCAUCUCCUCAUAUCGGCAAUUUUCCCCAUCUACACAGCCGCUCACGCUUCACUUUCUAGACCACCAUCGGCGGCAUCGAAGAAAUCGAAAAUAUGCGCCACUGGAGAAGUUGAUGACGAGGAUUCCCAAACCAGAAUUGAAAAUCUCACCCCUUCUGACGCGAUAUUAUUUCCUAUCAUGGCUGGUGCUACUCUGGCAUCUCUAUACUUCAUUCUCAAGUGGCUCCAAGAUCCCGCUUGGCUGAACUGGGCUCUGGGCAUCUACUUCUCGCAGAUCGGCCUCUUCUUCGCGAUGAAGUUCCUGAAGGAUUGCUUUACUGUGGCGAGGUCCUUUUUGCUUCCAAAUGAGUACUCCCGUGCAGGCAUGCUGUGGAAGGUGGACCAGAAGGAACGGUGCUUCAGGGCGGAGAAUGAAACGCGCACCCGCUCACCGUUUCCGGGUUUUGUAGGACGAAUCCCUCUUCCUUCACCCGUUGUAUCGCUUGUUUGGGAUCUACGAGCGCUCCUAUAUACGAAAGCACGACUCGAGUUCCACAUCCACGAAUUGAUUACCAUCAAGACGCUAAUCGAAAUUCUGGACAUAGCCAGCCUCAUUCUCUCCAUUGGCGUUGUCUAUGUUCACACGUUUGUCGCGAAGCCCUGGUUCCUGACCAACCUCCUUGGUUUCUCCUUCUGCUACGGUUCCUUGCAGUAUAUGACACCUACGACCGCCUGGACCGGCACGCUUGUGCUCAGCGCUCUCUUCUUCUAUGACAUUUACUUUGUGUUCUUUACACCGAUGAUGGUCGCCGUGGCGACGAAACUGGAUGUACCAAUCAAGCUGCUCUUCCCUCGGCCUGACAGCUGCGUGUUUCCUGUGGGUGCACCGGAAGGAUCGCCGGAAAUGGAAGAGUACUUGCAGUGUCUGGCGAAGAAGAGAACCAUGGCGAUGUUGGGGUUGGGGGAUAUUGUUGUGCCGGGGAUGAUGCUGGCCUUUGCUUUGAGGUUUGAUUUGUACUUAUACUAUCUUCGGCAAGCCAAAGACAGACAACAGAUAGGUAAAGAUGCAUUGAAGCCGACCUACACCAGCGCAACAGGAAAUUGGGGAGAGCGGUUCUGGACCACUUCCAAACUGUGGACGAACGAGAUGAGGGCCAAGCGGUUUCCCAAACCGUACCUCUGCGCGACCCUACUGGGUUACCUAGCUGGAAUGGUUGUGACGGUUGUUGUGAUGCAGGUUACACAACAUGCGCAGCCAGCACUGCUCUAUCUCGUUCCUGGAGUCCUGUUGUCGUUCUGGGGCACUGCCUUGGUGAAGGGAGACUUGAAAGAGUUGUGGCAUUACAGUGAGCAUCCACAGGGCGAUGGCAAGCAAGCAGAGGAGGCAAAAGACGAGAAGAGGCUACCAGCAUCAGCCGGCGACGGUGGCAACGAUGACCAGGCUGGAACUAAUAGGGCAAUCAUCAACAAAAUGGAGGAGGUUAAUCCUGCCAAAGUGCAGGACAAGGAAUCUGGAAACGAAACCCAAGAGACUGCUAAGAGAGACGCUGAGAAGACGUGCCGUCGCCUUGUCCAAUUUUCAAUCACGUUACCAGGUCCAACUCCCAAGGCAGCGCCUACCGAUGUAACUUCGCGCAAAUCGGUGACCGGUGAAGAGAGGUCGAAGAGGACCCUGGCAACUAAAGACACUGAGUGA